Messenger RNA from Leucoraja erinaceus (little skate), 3573 nucleotides. Its product is annotated as astacin-like metalloendopeptidase. The record is from RefSeq and is a predicted model, not a curated record. NCBI's taxonomy places the organism in Eukaryota, Metazoa, Chordata, Chondrichthyes, Rajiformes, Rajidae. Gene Ontology annotation, molecular function: metalloendopeptidase activity. The coding region runs from base 2525 to 3007 and encodes 160 amino acids. The transcript is spliced from 5 exons. Gene Ontology annotation, biological process: proteolysis.
AGUCCUGGAUUGCUGGUUGGGGUGAUCUGGUGAUCUUCUCUGCUGUCCUCACCACUCUCUGUAGGGCCUUCUGGUCAGCAGCAGAGCAACUGCCAUACCAGAUUGAGAGACUGCUGGUAAGAAUGCUCUCAAUGGCACCCCUGUAAAAGGUGGUGAGGGCAGAAGGGGGGAGGUCGGCUCUCCUCAUCCGUCGAAGGAAGUGGAGGGGUUGCUGUGCUUUCUUGAUUAGGGAGAUGGUGUUGGUGGACCAUGUCUGAUCAUCUGUGAUGUGCACUCCCAGGAACUUGGUGCUUUUCACAGACUCCACUGCACUGCCAUUGAUGGUGAGUGGGGUGUGUGCUGUCUGUUUCUUCCUAAAGUCCACAGUUAUUUAUUUUGUUUUAUUGAAAUUGAGUUGAAGGUUAUUGAUGUCACACCAGUUGAUGUGUUGUUGUACCUCCUCUCUGUAGGCUGAGUCGUCAUCGAUGAGACCCACCACUGUUGUGUCAUCUGCGAACUUGAUUCGAAUUAUGUUUGGCACAACAGUCAUGUGUCAUCAGCGUGAACAACAGAUGGCUCAGCACACAUCCACUGUGUCGAUCACAUCACAUGAUGCUGAGGGUAGAACAUCCAUCAUUUACCUUUCAUCUUAACCUGUCACAUCCACACCAGAGUUUCAAGGCCUGGGAACAUCAGCAACAGGGUUGAUUGCCAGCACACACUGAGCCAUGGACAUGGACUAGAAUGAACAUAUUUUUCCAGUUGAUGAGCGGAGUCGGCAAAGCUGGUGUUGAACGGUGAAGCUGCUCAAUGAUCCAGCACCAUUAAUAGUCAUGACUAUUGUACGUGACAGUUUGACACCAAGUCACAUGUGAGUGUGUAGGUUAAUUGGCCCUUUGUGAGUUGCCUUUAUUGCGUUGGGAUCGUUGAGAAAGUUGGAUAACAUAGAACUUGUGUCAACGGGUGAUCGAUGGUCGGCGUCUACUCGAUGGGCCAAAGGGUCUGUUUCCAUGCUGUAUCUCCAGCCUAAACCUCAAAAGCUGUUAGACCAGAUGAUGAAAAACUUAGUUAAAGAGGUUGAAAUGUUUAAUUGUCUUAUUUUUGAAUUGAAUUGAAUUGAAUUGAAUUGAAAGAUUUCAAAGACACGGCUGAAAUGGGAACUUCGACCCCCUGAGCUCACACGAGUUCUAUGUUGGCCCCAUGUUCUCAUCCACUCCUUACAUACUAGGGGCAUUUUCAGAUGACCACUUAACCUACAAACCCGCACGUCUCUAGGAUGUGGGAGGAAACCGGAGCACCCGGAGGAAACCCUUGCACUCACAGGGAGAACAUGCAAACUCCACGCAGACAGCCCCCAAGGUCAGGAUCAAAUGGGAGGUCUCUGGUGCUGCGAGGCAACGACUCUACCAUCUGCACCACUGUGCCGCCCUUAUGUGGAGAGUUCCGCAGCUUAGAAGAGAGGAAGUGGAUGGAGUCACCAGUGAAGGAGUGACCAGUGAGGACAGGGCCACAAGGACAGGAAGAAGGGGUGAGCUAUACAGAUAGUUGAAGUCAGGGAUGAGAAUUGUAAAUCUGAGCUGUGGCUUAUCUGGGACCAGUGGAGGUCAGGACUGACUCACUUGGUUUAGAUUCCUUAAAGUCAACAGGCUGAGCAGGAUUUUGAAUUGUUUUUCACAGAUGAAGGUUGGAUGGCUAUUCCUUUACCCAGUGUUGAGAUGUUUGUUAUUUUUGUGAAUUCAGAAGCUGGGCUUUGGGCAACGUAGGGAUGUGUGGACACUCCAUACAACCCUGAUAUUGUUCAUCCUUUCAAUGCCAAACUGAGGGAUGUAUUGAAAUGAUGACAGUAAGUUGGGUCAACACAGAGAUAGAGCACACUCACUGAACACAACGACGCACAUGCAGCGCAUUAGCUCAGAUUAGAGACCGGCUCAUUCUUCCUGCAUCUCUCUCUCUCUCGGGGUUCACCGCAUCUUCUCAAGCAGCAGUGGUAGACACAAAAUGCUGGAGUAACUCAGCAUAGACACAUAGAAAAUAGGUGCAAGAGGACGUCAUUCGGCCCUUCGAACCUGCAGCGCGAUUCAUUGUGAUCAUGGCUGAUCGUCCCCAAUCAAUAACCCGUGCCUGCCUUCUCCCCAUAUCCCUUGAUUCCACCAGCGGGACUGGCAACAUCUCUGGAGAGAAGAGAUCUCUGGAGAGACCCUUCUGAAUGACCUUCUUCGCUCUGACUUUGGCCUUGACCUAGAGAGAGGGGGGGGGGGGAGGAUGAAUUGGUUUGUUGAGUGAGGUCAUACUGUGUAGGAGUUGUCCACACAUAUAUAUUUAUACGGGGAGAAAGAUCAGUUGAUCAAUUGAGCGCUGAUGUUGGUGUGAGCAGUCACUCUGACCAGACUGUGUCGAGCAAGGGUUAAACCCGCCCCAGUCCCUGCUCAACAGGUGAGCAAAUUACCAAUCAAAGUCGGCAGAAGGACUCAAUCUCUUCAUAUAGCAGAAGGGUGAGAUUAUCUUGCUUGUGAAGAGUCCUGUCUUUGCUAUUACAGAGUCAUUGAUGCUGAGUAUUAAUGUCUGGAGUUUCUCCUCAGCUGCCGAUUGGAGUUCCAGAAUGUGGCGAGUCGUGUGGUUCACGCUGACCCUGGUGCUGAGAGCGGCGGUGCAGAGCGAAGUACAGGCGCAGAACAGCAAAUCUCAUGCGGCAGUUGUUCAAGCCAAGAGCGGCCUCACGAAGGAGGAUGUGAUCGCGGCCAUUAACCAGCGUGACCUCCCUCGUGAAAAGAUCUGGAGGAGCUUCCUCAUCGAAGGCGACAUCGUUAAACCCCUCUGGCGGAACGCGGUAACGUCCAACACCCGCACCUGGCGCAAGUCUCCGGAUGGUGCGGUGAGGAUUCCCUACGAGAUCUCGCCGCAGUAUGAUGAGCAGACCUGCAGUGCCAUCCAACGAGGCUUCAAGGACUUUGAGAAGUUCACCUGCAUCCGAUUUGUGGCUCGCACUAACGAGGAGGACUUCAUCUCUAUUCAGCCGGUUCACGGGUAGGUGGAGACGCUCCAAUGGUCCCUUGGUCUGUGGGUGCAGACGGACACCUCCAGUGCCCCUGGAACCGGUUCCCCAGACCUUCCACUUGGCCCGUCCUGCAUCACAUACACCGCUGAUGUAGGGUCAGCAGCCCCAACACUGGGAGCAGCAUCUGAAUGAAAGACACAGCAUCUCUCGUUGUGCUGUAACCCUGUGGUUUUAAUGAGUGGCCUUGUGUUUAAUGGUCUAAUUUAAAUAAACAAUAGCAGAGUAGACAAGGUGUUGGUGGAACUUGGCGAAUGAAGCAAUGUGGAGGACAUGGAGGGCAACAUUUUGGAAUUGAAUCCUACUUCAGACCGAUGAAGGGACUUGACUCAAAAUGUCACCCAUCCAUUCCUUCCCCAGAUGCUGCCUGACCUGCUGAGUUCCUCCAGCACUUUGUUUUUUACUCAGGAUUCCAGCACCUGCAGUUCAGUGCCUCCAUCGAACAGAAGAAAUGGGAUUGGGAACAGAGUGCGGCUCCAUUCAAUGUGCUGGCCAAUAUUUAACUGGGUGCCACCACUUCCCUGUACCAGCCCCAACCCCUC